AUGCACGCAGACAGUGUGGAUUGGAUGUUGAUGGGAUUAGGGUUAAUCGGAGCCGUAGGUGAUGGCUGCAUAACUCCAACUGUAUUUUUAAUCGUCGCCUUACUACUCAACGACCUUGGUGGUUCCUCAUUCGGUGAUGAAUCCUUCAUGCAAUCCAUCUCAGAGAAAGCUAGAGCUUUGCUUUAUGUCGCUUGUGCAGCUUGGGUGAUUUGUUUCAUUGAAGCAUAUUGCUGGACAAGAACAGGGGAGAGACAAGCAUCAAAAAUGAGACAGAGGUACUUAAGAGCAGUGUUAAGACAAGAUGUGGGUUACUUUGACCUUAAUGUCUCAAGCACUUCCGAUGUUAUCACAAGUGUCUCUAGUGACAGCCUCGUGAUCCAAGACGUUCUCAGUGAAAAGCUACAUCGUGAGUUUCAUCAUGAUGUGGAGACUCACAAUCGUAGGCUUACCUUUCAUCGUCCUCCUUUUGAUCCCUGGACUGAUGUACGGAAGAGUCUCUCAUCAACGUCUCCAGGAAAAUACGUGAAGAGUACAAUGAGGCUGGUUCUGUUGCCGAGCAAGCCAUCUCACUUGUGA
Molecule: messenger RNA, 576 nt
Organism: Microthlaspi erraticum
Lineage: Eukaryota; Viridiplantae; Streptophyta; Magnoliopsida; Brassicales; Brassicaceae
Source: the annotation of a GenBank genome assembly